Molecule: messenger RNA, 889 nt
Organism: Thermothielavioides terrestris NRRL 8126
Lineage: Eukaryota; Fungi; Ascomycota; Sordariomycetes; Sordariales; Chaetomiaceae
Exons: 1
Coding region: 261-746 (161 amino acids)
Source: RefSeq, a predicted model, not a curated record
GCCCUGCCGGCCUCGUCUGCCACAGCGACGCUUGCCUUCCCGAUGUCACUGGCACGACAAACUUUGCCGCGCCCUCAGCUGAAUGCGCCGGCCGGACGGGAUACUUUUCCUGCGACCAGUCUGUGGGCGGUGCGUGGCUUCUACGUUGAUAAGCAAACCUGGACGCCUCGACAAUUGUGUAGUCUCUCUUCGCUCCUGGGCCGCGUCCAUGGCAGUGCUAAGACCCAACGUAAGGUGACUAGAGGUAAUUAUUGACCACCAUGAGUGUGACAGGCGACUGCUGCCCCUUCGGCUACCUCUGUGACCCCGCAACCGACGUUCAGUGUCGCCUGACGCUGAAGCUCAGCGAGGUCGUCCAGACGGUCACCACCACCGUCGGCACCUGGACCGAGACGCUGACCAGGACGCUGGUGCAGGGUCCGACGCGCACGGCGGUGGGUCGGCUCGCCGAGAUCACGUCCGCUUCUAGCGGCAGCGGAGGCGGAGGCCUGAGCGGCGCGCAGAUUGGCGGGAUCGUGGCCGGCGUUGUGGGGGGUCUUUUGCUCAUUGCUGCGGCUGUGUUUGUUGUGCUUCGGCUCAAGGCACGGAGGCGCGAGACGGAAAGCGGGACAGGUGAGGGCACCAGUGCGGUCGAGACCCGGGAACUCGAUGGGCAGGGUUUGGAGCGCGCGGAACUACCGUCAACGAGCGACAAACAGCCCGUGGAGGUGGAUGCCGGGCAUCUGGGGCAUGAGCUGGAAGGAUAACAGCGCAUGCAUCAAGGGAAGUGGAACAAGUGCUUCCAACUCCAUUGCUCAGUGUAAUGUAAUGUAAUGUAUAUGCUGUAAUGUAGUGUAUUGUAGUUAGCUGGACUGUUGGUUCCGGGCUGGAAGAGGCAACUUUUCUGAUG